CCAUCGGCGUUAAUGCAAAAACUUACAGCACAAGUCAAAUAAUUCAACAUUCCGGCUCUCCAUUUUCCUUCAAAUUUUCAUUUUCUUUAGCCCGACAGUAGAGAGAUUCCAGCUAAAAGAAGAGAGCCCCCUUUUCCCUUUACUCAUUUCACGACCAUCUCGUCUCUCCCUUCACUUCCUCCCGCUCUAUUUUUAUCUUUUAUUUUAUGUUUCUCAGUGAAGCAUACUUUCAAACAGUUUACAUUCUUCAAUAGUUUCAAUGUCACUCAUUCUAGAUCCAGCCCUUUGAUAAAAAAGAAGAAGAACCCAAAUCCAAUUUCUCUGGACUCGUGAGAAUUUAAAACACGAACAAAAGAAAAAUGGGUGGUUUGAGGGAGUCAUGGUGUUUUUGCAAAGGAGUAAGCAAGACGGAAAGAAUGAAGGGCACCAUUUUCUCAAGUAAAGCUCCGGCAAUGGCCAGAAUCACUGGCGCCGCCGCUGAUGGAAUCUCUGUUACCGGAUUCCUCAUCCACCGGAAUCUUCUCUUAACUACUCACGUUAACCUCCCUUCCGUAGCUGCUGCUGAGAGCUCCGAGAUCCGGCUCCAAAACGGCGUUGCUGCCACUCUCGUACCUCAAAGGUUUUUCAUUACCAGUUCUGUUUUAGAUCUAACAAUAGUGGGCUUAGAUGCCGUGGAUGGAGAAUCAAAUACCCAGGGGCACCAACCUCAUUACUUGAAGACGUGUUCUAAACCGAAUUUAUAUCUAGGAAGUGCCGUUUACCUUCUAGGUUACACCGAGAAACAAGAAGUGACAGUAGGUGAAGGAAAGGUGGUGAUUGCCACGGACAAUCUCAUAAAACUGUCAACCGACGGAAUAACAUGGAACCCUGGCUCAGCCGGAUUUGAUUCACAUGGGAACCUUGCAUUCAUGAUCUGUGAUCCUAUGAAGCUAGCUACCUCUCCUAAUACCAAGUCAUCUGGGACUUCUUCUUCAUCCUCAUCGUCAUGGAAGAAAGAUACACCUAUGCAGUUCGGUAUUCCCAUACCCGUCAUUUGCGAUUGGUUAAACCAACAUUGGGAAGGAAGUCUUGAUGAAGUUACCAAACCCAAGCUACCAAUUAUUAGAUUGAUGUCUUCAGGCCAGAAGAGUGAGCAUUCUUCUGCAUCCUUUACAAUGCGCCAGGUUUUCAAGUCAACAGGAGACGAUAAUGACAUAACACCAUCUUCAUCAAAUGUAAUCACGAAAACUAGGGAUCAACCAGGACCCAGCUCUUCUGCUGCAGUGAACACUAUUGAAGAAGAGACGCCAUGUUCUGAUCCACAUGCUGCGCAUGUGCAAGGAAUUCCAACUCCUGAAAUAUAUGAAUCCCCAAAGCUGACAUCAGUCCCUCUUAGGAAGAAAGAGACCACCCCAGUCCAGCUUUUGAAUAUAAAUUUUCCUCCGAGGGUUGUGAAAACUGCUAUCGUUUUGGAGCCUGCCAAACAACAGCUUCUGAAUUCAGAUGAGAAUGCUUUGAAGGAGCUUCCACCAGAAAGCCCAUUGAUUGAAGAAGAUCAAAUCAAGAAUAGAGUACAGAUAAGUCCUAGUGAGGAUGCUGAUGUUGCCUCGAUGGCAUCUGUAAAUGGGGCUCAGAGUGAGGUCCAGUCUAGUUCAUCUCCAGUUGAACAACGUCUGGAGAUGUAUCAUGGGUACAGCAGUGAGGGGGAGACCAUGUACUCUGCCGAAACUGCUGAGAGUCGAAACUACACAAGUCCUAGAGAAGGGAAGUUACAGCAAGUGGGAAGGAGCCAGAGCUGUGUGGGUUACACAAGAUGGGGAGCAGUUCAAAGAAAUCCAGUGGCUCGCAGGGCAUUGCUAGAAAAGCAGAGGAGCUUUAUACAUGGAAAGAAGACUUACUCACAAGGGGCAACUUCUCAAAGAAGUAACGACUACUUCAGCCCAACAGUUUCCUCAAUCAUGAAGAAAAGAAACAACCCAGAGCAGCCACCAAGCAAACCACGCCAAAGCAUCGUUCAUUCAUCCCCAAGAUGGCAUUGAUGAGUAUGAUACGGAAAUGAGGCCACCAAGCUAACAACAAAUAUAUAGAUGUUUACACUCCUCUAUAAAAGAAAAUGCCUUUUAUUAUUUGCAUAUAGUGCAAACUAAUUUGUCAUGACACUGUGCAGACUGAUUCAAGAUGAAAAAGAAAAGAUUCAGCUACCGUACCAUGUAGUUCUUA
Molecule: messenger RNA, 2199 nt
Organism: Gossypium raimondii (Peruvian cotton)
Lineage: Eukaryota; Viridiplantae; Streptophyta; Magnoliopsida; Malvales; Malvaceae
Exons: 2
Coding region: 360-2018 (552 amino acids)
Source: RefSeq, a predicted model, not a curated record